AUGGAGCAUUUCACAGGACACUUGCGCCUGCCUUUGCCCAAGCUCCAGAGAGCACAUGAGCAGGAGAAGCUGCUGCUGGCAGAGUCCCACCACAGGUCCCAAGCGGCCUUACAGGAGACGAUCCAGGCACUGAAUUCCCAGCUGAAGUCCUUCCAGGAGAGGAUGAAGCGGGUGGAGGAGUCACUCUUGAGCACAGACUACAAGAAGCACAUCCAGGAGCACGGGAGCCCCAGCCCCUUCUGGGAGCAGGAGCUGGAGAGCCUGCACUUUGUCAUCGAGAUGAAGAAUGAGCACAUUCAUGGCCUGGAUAAGAAGCUGCUGAACCUGGAGACUGUGGCGGAGAGGAACCUUCUGCUGGAAGAGAAGGUGAAGACUCUCCAGCAGGAGAACGAGGACCUGCAAGUUCGCACCCAGAACCAUUUGGACAUGGCAAGGCAGCUGUCGGAGGAGCUCCUGGCCGCCCGUGGGGCACUGGAGAAGGAGGCACAGCUGCGGGACCAGGCUCGCCGUGAGAAGGAGGAGCUGCUCUACCGGGUGCUCAACGGGGGGGACGGCUCCCCCUUCCCCAUCCCUGCCGGCGAGGUGCCCCUCAUCGCCACGUAG
Molecule: messenger RNA, 603 nt
Organism: Calidris pugnax (ruff)
Lineage: Eukaryota; Metazoa; Chordata; Aves; Charadriiformes; Scolopacidae
Gene: CCDC69
Product: coiled-coil domain containing 69
Exons: 6
Coding region: 1-603 (200 amino acids)
Cellular component (GO): cytoplasm; nucleus
Molecular function (GO): microtubule binding
Source: RefSeq, a predicted model, not a curated record